AUGUCUUCAAAGGACAUCAGUCAAACGGUGGGCGUUUAUAAACCAAGGUCUCAGAAUCUCAUCGGCUGCAUUCUGCAUUCGUCUGUGGAAGCGACAUCAUCACACUUGGGAAUUAUGAAGCUUAGAGCAGUGGGAUGCCUGUUUAUUCUCCUGGUGGAUUUGGGUCUGGGUCUGCGCACUCCGCGUCCUGGCGCGCUGCUCGGCGGCUCCAGGCGCACAGACAAGCGGCAGCAGCUGACCAGCAGGCUGCCUCUCUACAUGAUGCAGCUCUAUCGGAUCUUACUGACCGAUGACCAGGCCACAUCCCCAGCUGGAAGCGUUAAUCAAGUCAGGAGCGAGGAUAACCCCGGUCUUCAUGACGCCGACUCCGUGGUCAGCCUUGUCGGUAAAAGCUGUCAGCAGAUCGGCAAGAGGUGGUCCAUCACAUUUGACCUGUCCUCCAUGAGCAGAAGUGACAACAUCCAUCUGGUUGAACUUCGCAUACGCCUGCCUGCCUUCGCCCAGUCUCGCAGUGCCUCGGUGGACAUCUAUCAAUCCCACAGAAGCCAAUGUUCGGGCAUGCUUUGCUCGGAGAACAGGCAACUCCUGGGCCGCCUCAGAGCUCAUCCCAGCUCGAUGGUGUCGUCCUCCUCCUGGAAGGUGUUUAAUGUGACAGAAAUGCUCCAUCACAGGCUGCAGGAGGAUCUCUCCAUGAAGAUGAUGAACCAGGAUCAAGCUGACACGAAAGAGGAAGAGGGGACGAUCCAGCACCUCACAGCUGACAGGGUCAUGAUGGUGGUCUUCUUAAAGCAGAACCUAAACAACCAACGGAUGCCGUUGCUGAUCCACACCGCAGAGCACUCCAAGUACGUCAGCCUGGACAAGGAGCGAGUGAUGCCCACCUCCAGUAUGAGGAGCCAUAGAGAGAAGAGGCACCACAAGACCCAACACAGGGAGAGAGACGCUGCAGGAGAGCGGAAACAAGGUCCUCUCUGCAGGAAGGUGGAUAUGUGGGUGGACUUUGAGAAGCUCAACUGGAGCGAGUGGAUUGUCCAUCCCAAACGCUACAAUGCCUAUCGCUGUGAGGGAAGCUGUCCUACACCAGUAGAUGAAAACUUCCACCCUACUAACCACGCAUACAUACAGAGUCUGUUGCAGCUUCACCAUCCUGACAAGGUGGCAUGUGUUUCCUGUGUUCCCACACGCCUGGCACCUCUUUCCAUGCUGUACUAUGAGAAUGGGAAGAUGGUGAUGAGGCAUCACGAGGACAUGGUGGUGGAGGAGUGUGGAUGCCACUGA
Messenger RNA from Cololabis saira (Pacific saury), 1278 nucleotides. RefSeq names its product nodal homolog 2-A-like. Gene Ontology annotation, biological process: SMAD protein signal transduction; BMP signaling pathway. NCBI's taxonomy places the organism in Eukaryota, Metazoa, Chordata, Actinopteri, Beloniformes, Belonidae. The transcript has 3 exons. The record is from RefSeq and is a predicted model, not a curated record. Gene Ontology annotation, cellular component: extracellular region. Bases 1 to 1278 code for a protein of 425 amino acids. Gene Ontology annotation, molecular function: cytokine activity; growth factor activity; type I activin receptor binding.